GCAUAUUUAAUAUUUGAAUUUAUUGCAAAUUUAUAAAUAGCGUACAAUUACAAUUGCACGUAGAAGUAUAGGCUACAUAAUGUUACAAGAUGUGUAAAAUGUCACAUGUAGCGCUGAGGUGAGAGCCCAAUUUCCUUAUUACAGCCACGUUGAACGUAAGCCGACUAAAUCAGUUUUAAUGUUGGUUAGUCCAGACAUUCCCAAAGGUUGUUAGCCUACUAUAGUUUAAAUGCAGCACGAGCUGUAAAGUAUUAGCUAUUGCUCCUAUUCACAAGCUGCUUAUCGUGAGAGGGUGGAGAAGCAAUGCAAUGCAGAGGCAAACAGAACGCAUUUACUUAGAACGGGCUACGGCUCUCCUCGGUAGCCUAGUUUAAUCAAUCAAAGUAUCUCUGGUUUAGUUCUUUCAAUCUCGCGACGUGCUGCUGCAUUGUUGCCGUACCUCAUAACAGAAACGCCCAAAGGUUCAGUUUCUAGCCUACACUGUAGCUGGGCAGAGUGAAGAAAAGUGACACUAUAGCGUGGAACCUGCUGCAGCUCUCUUCGCAAAGUCGACUACUCAUGUUGCCCACACAAGAACUUGUCUGUUAGGCUGUGUAACUCGUGGUCAAUAAUCUAGAAAACGUCAUUCGUGAUGAACGGGAAAAUGGAGUGGUUGUAUCAGCGAUGCCACAGGGAAUAUAUUAAUCAGUCUUUCUUCCGUCCUGGAUUUUUUAUCAUUUUUCUGGGGAUGCUGCUCACCCUUGUCAUGUACCCUGCCCUACGGAGUCUGGGUUUACAGCUACACUCGGCACUGACAGGGAGCUACAUGUCAGGACAUCACUCAGUGAUCGUCAUCAACUGUCCCAACGAGCAAGCCGCUAAGGACAUAAGCAGAGCCAUAAUGGAGAGAAGACUGGCUGCAUGUGUCAACAUAUUCCCCAAGAGCUACACCAUGUAUUACUGGAAGGGUGAAAUACAGGAUGCUACAGAAACUCUGCUGGUGGCAAAGACAAGGACGUCCAAAAUCCAGAGGCUUACAGACUUUGUGAAAUCUAUUCACCCAUACGACGUGCCGGAGGUUCUGAGCUUCCCGGUGGAGGAUGGAAGUCUACCGUACAUGAAGUGGAUAGAUGACGCUGUCCCAGAUGACUGACCUGCGACUGGCUUUUGAGACCCGGCACGGCUUCACUUGGAGCCCGGGGCUUAGGGUGCGACCGCGUCAGGGGCCCACGGGUCCUAUUCACGAAGGUCAGACCUACAGUAACAGCGGUUUAAAUUCAGCGAACCAUGACGUUAAAUAUUCUGUGGAAAAUUUUCAGGGUAUUAGACAUUUUGGUUAGAUGAAGAUUUUUAUAUUUUCUCUACUCCACAGAAUAGUGAUGUUUGUUGCCUGAAUUUAUUUUCAAUCAAUGUAUCCAAUAUAAUAGCUCAGUCUCAAAACUGUUCAUUCCUAAUACUUCAUUUAUGUUGUUUUAUAUUUUAUAAUGAUAAUGAUGUUCACACAUAGGUAACACAUAUUUUUUUCAUGAAGAUCGCCAAACCAUGAAAACAAUAUAUUGACGUUGAUCUUGGUUGAUUUUUUUUUUUACCAAACCCAUGACUCUAAAGUUCGUUCAACAAGUACUGAAACCACAUUUGUGAAAUACUGACAGUACUGGUCUGGUUCAGUGCUGCCUGCCAACAUUUCCACUGAGGUUAUCCAUUUUGCAGGCUUAACAUUUGUCAGAUUAGUGGAGAAUUAAGCAGCCACCCUCCCACCUCAUCUCUCUGCAAUCAUUGCAGGCAACACAUAAUCCUCAGGGCAAAUGGGUAAAAUACAACUUGCACUACAAUGGAUGAACUUGAAUCCCACACUGAAUUUAUGGUAAUGCUUUGUACAUGUUUUUUUGUUUCUUUGUUUUCACUGGAAAUAUAAAUUACAUUUACAUGAUUUUAUUAAAGCCAGAUUUAAUUUCUAAAGAAUGUAUUUAUUGACCUUUAUACCCUUACCAAUAUUAAUUUUGCAGGUUUUCUGGCAAGUAAUCAGACAUUGAAUGAGUAAACGAAUAAAAAGCAUUUUAGGAA
Conger conger (European conger) is the source of this 2043-nucleotide messenger RNA. RefSeq names its product protein CutA homolog. The coding region runs from base 632 to 1132 and encodes 166 amino acids. The transcript is spliced from 6 exons. Gene Ontology annotation, molecular function: copper ion binding. The record is from RefSeq and is a predicted model, not a curated record. Gene Ontology annotation, biological process: response to metal ion. Lineage: Eukaryota; Metazoa; Chordata; Actinopteri; Anguilliformes; Congridae.